Molecule: messenger RNA, 612 nt
Organism: Cercopithifilaria johnstoni
Lineage: Eukaryota; Metazoa; Nematoda; Chromadorea; Rhabditida; Onchocercidae
Source: the annotation of a GenBank genome assembly
AUGGAUCCAAUUCAGAGAAUGAUCUUUGAAAGGACAUUAAGCCUCCCAAGUGGGGGGAUGAUUGCAGCUCCAGAAGUACUCCAGCUUGGCCAGAACCUUAUACAUCUAAUAAAAGCCAAAAAGGCUAUCGAUAUAGGCACUUAUACUGGUUCGUCAGCUGUAGCCUGGGCCCUGGGAAUGCCAAGCGAUAGCGAAGUGUUGACAAUCGAUAUCUAUCCGGGAAGUUAUGACAGUAUCAGCAGUAAACUUAUCAGUGAUAGACCAGACAUUUACCCAAAAAUCAAGCGACAUGUGGGACCAGCGGCACAAAAAUUAGAUGCAAUGCUCGCUUCUGGAGAAGCUGAAAAAUGGGACUUCAUAUUUAUCGAUGCUGAUAAAAUUAAUUAUCCACAAUAUUAUGAACAAUCGGUUCAACUUCUGCGACCUGGAGGAGUUAUAGUAAUUGAUAACGCUUUAUGGGGUGGAAGCGUGGUUAAUCGACCUGGUCCUCUAAGGGAUUACAGUACGGCAGCUGUUGACGAAACAAAUCAGAGAGCUUCAAGAGAUUCCCGCGUAUACAAUUACUUAAUAAACAUUAGCGAUGGGGUACAUGUGAUCUUCAAAAAAUACUAA